AGUGCUUAUCUUAUAAAUAUUUUUUCAGAACUACAACUAACUUAUAGUAGAUGAUAUGCUUCCUAUAACAUUAUAUGACAAAAGUGAUGAUUUUAAACCUAAAAUUAAAUUUAGGUCACGCAUUUUUCGAUGGAUAAGAUCUGUUUUCGAAGACAAAACAUCUAGGAAUAUUUUCUGUUUUCUCAUGCUCAAUUUGAUGUUUGCAUUUGUGGAAUUAUUUUAUGGAAUCUGGACUAAUAGUUUGGGAUUGAUAUCAGACUCUUUUCACAUGUUUUUUGACUGUACAGCUUUAUUAACUGGUCUUAUAGCAACUGUAAUUUCAAGGUGGGGUAAAAAUGAACGAUACUCUUAUGGAUAUGUGCGAGCAGAGAUAAUGGCAGGCUUUAUGAAUGCUCUCUUUUUGAUUUUUGUUGCUUUUUUUAUAUUUUCCGAAGCAGUAGAGCGUGCAUUCCAUCCACCUCAUGUAGAGCAUGAGCGUUUGUUUUUAAUUUCUGUCCUUGGUUUUUUUGUUAACCUAAUUGGCAUUUUUGUUUUUGGACAUGGGCAUGGUGAUGGCGGUCAUGGCCAUUCACAUGCUGGUGCUUCUCACGGACAUUCACAUGCUAGCUCAAACCAUGGUCAUUCACAUUCUGCUCAAGUUUUAUUAAAUAACGAGUUUAAUGACAACGAUUAUCAUAAUGAUUUUCAUAUGAAGAAAAAAAAACCUGUUGAUGGACAUGGUCAUAGCCAUAGUGAUCAUGGUCAUUCUCAUAGCGGGAACAAUCAUGGACAUGCUCAUUCUAUUUAUGAUACCUCUGAAAAUAUACACAGAUCAAGUGAUCAAAUUAUGCAAGGUGUGUUUCUUCAUAUAUUGGCUGAUACACUUGGAAGUGUUGGCGUAAUUAUAUCAUCUCUUUUAAUAGAACAUUUUGGUUGGAUGCUUGCUGACCCUUUGUGUUCCAUCUUUAUUUCUGUUUUGAUUUCAAUGAGUAUAUGGCCGCUUUUGAUGGAUUCUAUGUCAAUUUUGAUGCAGCGUACACCUAAAGAUUUAGAAUAUGAACUUCCUUUAGCUUAUCAACGAGUCAGUCAAAUAGAAGGAGUUUACAGUGUUCAAGAUCCGCACUUCUGGACUUUAUGCAGCAAAAAUAAUGUUGGAUCUAUGCGAGUGUUGAUAUCACCGCAGGCAGAUGCAUCUUACGUUUUAAGUCAAACUCAUGGUAUUUUUAAUCAACUCGGAGUUAAACAGCUAUUUGUUCAAAUUGAAAGGUAGAAAAAAAAGUUUAUAGUGGAUGGCAAUAAAAAAAAACAGAACUUUAAUGCCUCUAAAUAAAUUCAAAAUAAUUUAUAUUAUCAAAUAAAUUUUCACAUUGA
Molecule: messenger RNA, 1350 nt
Organism: Hydra vulgaris (swiftwater hydra)
Lineage: Eukaryota; Metazoa; Cnidaria; Hydrozoa; Anthoathecata; Hydridae
Product: zinc transporter 7
Biological process (GO): zinc ion import into Golgi lumen; intracellular zinc ion homeostasis
Cellular component (GO): membrane; Golgi apparatus; cytoplasmic vesicle
Molecular function (GO): zinc ion transmembrane transporter activity
Source: RefSeq, a predicted model, not a curated record